This is a messenger RNA of Panicum virgatum (switchgrass), 1439 nucleotides long. Its product is annotated as peroxygenase-like. NCBI's taxonomy places the organism in Eukaryota, Viridiplantae, Streptophyta, Magnoliopsida, Poales, Poaceae. Gene Ontology annotation, molecular function: monooxygenase activity; calcium ion binding. The coding region runs from base 97 to 990 and encodes 297 amino acids. The transcript has 5 exons. The record is from RefSeq and is a predicted model, not a curated record.
CUCCGGAACUGGAAGCUAGCUAGCUACUACGGAGUUCUAGCUUAGCUUUGUCCUGGUUUCUCACUCACGAUCCACACAAAAUCCCACGGAGAGGAGAUGCAGGGGGCGGCGGCCAACAAGCAGUCGCGCAAGGCCGAAGGCGGCGCGGCGAGGACGGAGGAGAGCAAGGACGACGGCGCCAAGGUUGCGGCGGCGGACAUGGUGAGGAGCGACGGCGGCGGCGACAGGGCCGGGGACACCAAGGGCGACGCGGCCGGCGGCGGGGCCGCGUUCCACGGCAUGUCGGCCACGGAGGCGAAGGACUCCCAGACCAUCGUGGCGCUGCAGUCGCCGGUGACCGUGAUGCGCCCCGUCCGCGGCGACCUGGAGGAGCACGUCCCCAAGCCAUAUCUGGCGCGAGCCCUGGCGGCGCCGGACAUCUACCACCCCGACGGCACGACGGACGGGCACGGGCACCACCACAUGAGCGUGCUGCAGCAGCACGUCGCCUUCUUCGACCGCAACGACGACGGCAUCAUCUACCCCUGGGAGACCUACCAGGGAUGCCGCGCGCUUGGCUUCAACUUCAUCAUGUCCCUCCUCAUCGCGCUCGUCGUGAACGGGGCCAUGAGCUACGCGACCCUGCCCGGCUGGCUGCCGUCUCCUCUGUUCCCGAUCUACGUCCACAACAUCCACAAGAGCAAGCACGGCAGCGACUCCGGGACCUACGACAACGAGGGCAGGUUCACGCCGGUGAACUUGGAGAACAUGUUCAGCAAGUACGCGCGCACGUCCCCGGACCGGCUCACCUACCGGGAGCUGUGGUCCAUGACCGAGGGCUUCAGGGAGGUGUUCGACUUGUUCGGCUGGUUCGCGGCGAAGCUGGAGUGGACGAUCCUGUACGUGCUGGCGCGGGACGAGGAGGGCUUCCUGGCGCGGGAGGCCAUGCGGCGCGUCUACGACGGCAGCCUCUUCGAGUUCGUGGAGAUGCAGCACGCCAAGAUGUCCUAGGCUCCUGCCGCCUCCCAGCUCGAGACGAUCUGAACCCGUGUAGUUGUAGCUAAAGCCAGGACCCGGAUCCACCCGUGGCCGGCGUUCUCCGAUCCGGUCCUCCGGAUGUGAAUAACCGUGUGGACGGCGUCGGAGCGUGUACUCGUCGUCGUUCGCCGGCCGUCUGCUGUGUGCUGGCGCUCGCGCGCGUGGGUUGCUGCGACGAACGUUUUUUCCUGUUGCUGUGCGCUGCUGUGAUGUCCUGUCGUCACGCCCGGCCUAUCGGUCCCUUCCGCGCCGAGGCUCCCAUGUCCAUGUGUGGGCGGGGCAGCCAGGCAGGGGCACGGUUCCUCCAGGCAUUGCUGGGGGCAGUGGCGGAUCCAGAAAGUUGGUGGAGCCUGGGCCGGUGUAGCAAGUCGCUCAAACAUAUCAACCACUAAUAUAAGAAAAGUUGAUGGUAUAAAUCAAAU